GUUUAACAGUGUCAUUGCUUCCUGUCUGUAUUAACUCCAGGCCUCUGGGAAAGGGUUUGUGCUGAUCCAGACUAAGGAAGUGUCCAUGCGCCCCGAGGACGUCAGCAGAGUGUUCCAGAACGAUGCAGAGGGACUCCUCGAGUGGAUCGCCAACGGCCCAGUGACAGCUCUGGAGUUGAAUGGAGACGGGGUAGUGGAGGCCUGCAAGAGCAUGGCCAGUGACAUGUUCAGUGGAACCAAGGUGUUUGUUUCAGACAACAGAAAUACUUCCUCUCGAGAUGUGGACAACUUCUUCAACUUUGCUGACAUGCAGAUGGGCUUGUGAUUGAGUCACUGUAUGACAAUCAACUUACUACACAACCAAGGAUUUUUUUUGUUAUAUUUUUUAUACUAGUAGGUAGCGGAGAAGGACAGGUUAUUCAACAUAGUGAUGGUAGGUAGUGGAGAAGGACAGGUUAAUCAACAUAGUGAUGGUAGGUAGCGGAGAAGGACAGGUUAUUCAACAUAGUGAUUGUAGGUAGUGGAGAAGGACAGGUUAUUCAACAUAGUGAUUGUAGGUAGCGGAGAAGGACAGGUUAUUCAACAUAGUGAUGGUAGGUAGCGGAGAAGGACAGGUUAUUCAACAUAGUGAUGGUAGGUAGCGGAGAAGGACAGGUUAAUCAACAUAGUGGAGAAGGACAGGUUCAUUAGUUAUAACGAGCAGCCAGGGGGGGGAACGCUGUAUUAGUUAUUUGGCUAUUCAAAUUUCUUGAAAUUCAAGAAAGUAUUCUUGUUUAUAUUGUGUAUAUUUUGGUUUUCGCUGUUCUGUUAGGUAAUUUUGCUGUGUGUGUGUGUGUGUGUGUGUGUGUGUGUGUGUGUGUGUGUGUAACACACAUUGAAACCAUUGUGGUGAAUGAUCGGUGUAGAGUGAAAUUGCCCCUAGAUUCUGAUCUUGAAUCAGUUUUGCAUUUCCCCCACUGUUUUAUGUUAGGGUUUGUGGAGGUGAAGAGCUGAUCCAAGAUCUGUUCCGAGGGGAAACUUUACCCCGUACAUCAUGUGUUUUCUCUUCGGUAUUUGUUAGGGUCCUUGCUAUUUGGGAUGCUUGGGACGUCCCAACUCUGUCAUCCCAUUCAAGUUGAAAUUUAAACUAGUCUAGGUAAGGGUUAAGGUGCGGUUCGAGGUUAAGGGCUCAGACACAGCAGUAGUGUUCUCUGGCCCAGAGUACUUGGCCCCUCUGAACGUCAUUUGUGAACCGAGUGCACACAGAUUUGACAUGUCGAAUCGGGUGAAAUGUGUCUGUGGUCAGACGUCUAUAAAGGGUGGUCCCUAAAACACAGUGCGCUGAACGAUCAACAGACGAACGCUAAAUCCCCAUUCGGUGCCAUAUGUGCAAGGCUUUCAACUUAGGUUUAGGGUAGGGAUGUCCCAACCAAUAGCAAUAACCCAUUAGUUUGUGUGUUUGGUUGAGCAGCAAGACACCGGGACUUCCUUAGUGGUUACCUGAGUUACCUGUGUUGUUUCCAGAAACGUUGUCAGGGUGAUACUGGUGUAAAUAGCUGAUUGGACAAUGCUGUGAUUGAGUACAGGGGUGUAUUCACUAGGAAAUAAACAGAAGAAAGCGGGAGAAAAUGGGGAGGAGACCUACCUAAAAAUGUUUUGCUACAGUUGGUGUGCACAAAUAGACACCUGAAGCCACAUAAUUCAGGUUGUACCUGCAACACUCUGGUUACACCAAUGUAGACUACACCUAUUAUGUAAAUAAUUAUUUCACAUAUUUUAGUUGUUUUGUUUUUUUGUGGGGGAGGGGUGAAUUAAAUAAAUGUUCUUAGAAAGCAUUUAGAAUGUAUUGAAGACAGGAAGAGAGGUGGUAAUGUUGUUUUCUAUGGGACCAGACAGGAAGAGAGGUGGUAAUGUUGUUUGCUAUGGGACCAGACAGGAAGAGAGGUGGUAAUGUUGUUUUCUAUGGGACCAGACAGGAAGAGAGGUGGUAAUGUUGUUUUCUAUGGGACCAGACAGGAAGAGAGGUGGUAAUGUUGUUUUCUAUGGGACCAGACAGGAAGAGAGGUGGUAAUGUUGUUUUCUUUGGGACAGAAUCUCAUCCCUGUGAUGAAAUUCCUGCUUCUCAAAUGGCGCCCUCGUCCUCUACUAUUGCCCAGGGUAGUGCACUAUAAAAGGACUAGGGUGCCGUUUGGGAAGCACGGUAUACUUUAACAUUUUGUAUUUGUUGAAGGAAUGAUCUGAUUGGGACUUUGUAUUGCUGAAUGUUUCCUAUUGUAUCUCUGUAGAAUCAAAUGAACAUGUCAUUACUAAUAUAUUAAAGAUCCAUUUGUA
Messenger RNA from Oncorhynchus masou masou (cherry salmon), 2310 nucleotides. Its product is annotated as protein XRP2-like. Bases 86 to 325 code for a protein of 79 amino acids. Lineage: Eukaryota; Metazoa; Chordata; Actinopteri; Salmoniformes; Salmonidae. The transcript has 3 exons. The record is from RefSeq and is a predicted model, not a curated record.